Messenger RNA from Fusarium pseudograminearum CS3096, 798 nucleotides. RefSeq lists its product as uncharacterized. Bases 1 to 798 code for a protein of 265 amino acids. Gene Ontology annotation, biological process: secondary metabolite biosynthetic process. The record is from RefSeq and is a predicted model, not a curated record. The transcript has a single exon. Lineage: Eukaryota; Fungi; Ascomycota; Sordariomycetes; Hypocreales; Nectriaceae. Gene Ontology annotation, cellular component: nucleus; cytoplasm.
AUGACACAAACAGAAUCCCACAACCACGCGGAUACUCUCCAUCUUCCCCGCAUUCUUUGUCUACACGGCGGCGGCGUCAACGCAGAAGUCUUUGAACUACAAUGUCGCGUUCUCAUCAGGCAUCUGAGCUCUUCCCUGCGUCUUGUAUUUAUGCAAGCCCCGUUCAUCUCAGCGCCUCAUCCGGACAUCGUCAGCGUUUACGGUGAAUACGGGCCCUUUCGGCGCUGGCUCCGAUGGCAGCCCGACCAUGAAGAGAUUGAGCCCGAGGCUGCCGCCGACUUGAUCCGGAACGAGACCCGCCGAGCCAUGGAGACUGAUCCCGGGACCGGAGAGUGGGUCGGCAUUCUCGGCUUCUCCCAAGGUGCAAAGAUCGCAGCGAGCUUACUAUGGACGCAGCAACAGAUCACCGAGAAAUUUGGACCAGAGGAAGCCUUGACUCAAUUCAAGUUUGGUGUUCUCAUAGCUGGAAGAGCACCUCUCAUCACACUGGACCACCGACUGAAACAUCCACCACCAAUUGUUCACGCGGCACUGUUGAGCUCGGAGUUUACAGAUUGGCCUGAGUCGAACAAGGGUGAACAUGUCUUGAGCAUACCAACAUUGCAUGUCCAUGGGCUUCGUGAUGCUGGCAUGGAGCAGCACAGGAUCCUCUUGAACAAUUACUGCGAGACUGGCACAACAACCUUGAUUGAAUGGGACGGUGGGCAUCGGAUACCAAUCAAGAGCCAUGAUGUAGGGGCCGUGGUACAUGAGAUGUUGAGGCUCGCCAAGGAUGCUGGAGUGCAGUUGCCCAACUGA